GUCACUUUGGUAUGACACUUUUAUAAAACGAUUUUCAGGAUUAAUUUUAAAGAAAUGAAAUUGUGUCAAAAUUUUAGGUAUCCGUUUUUCAUCAGAGCUGCUUAAAUAUUAUAACUUUGAAAUGAAAGAUGAUGAUGAUGAUGUUGUAGGUUGUAAUACGACUAAAAAUUCUCCUCUGAAAGCGGAAAGCAUCGCUCCAGUAUUAGAUGACCAACUCGAGAAAGAAGACAACGAGGAGAAUCUUCUACUUAAAAGCAAUAGUUUAACAGUUGUUACCAUCAACAAAUUAGAGAAUAUGCUAGAGUGUAAGAUUCAGAUACCAGAUCACUCGCAACCAACUGUACAGCAGAAUGAAUCCUAUAGCGAGAUAGGACUGGAUAUUUUCCAAAGUUCUGCUGCAUGUUCGAAAUAUGACAGGUGCUCAAGAGCUAGCGCAUCUCCUCCACAGUUCAACGGAACAUUUUCCAUAGGAUCGGUUGGGUCCCUGAAUUGUCGUAUUUGUCAUUGUGGUGAAGAAACUGAAAGGUUAAUUUCGCCUUGCCUGUGUAAAGGUACGCUAGCAUUUGUGCACAAGUCGUGCCUGGAAUAUUGGCUGAACACUUCCGGGACCAUUCACUGUGAGUUAUGUAAAUACCAAUUUCCGACGAAAGUGUGUCUGAGGUAUCGCUUUUGGCAGUCACUACUGUUGUGGUAUCGACAUCCAAAUAACAGAGAAUUAUUCCAGACAGAUUUUUUAGUUUGUUUAUUAUUAACGAUCGUCACUUUUGGGAUUGCGGCAAUUUCCUUAAUCGGAAUUCACAUGCUGCAAGUCAAUAGUCGGCUCACAGUCUCCCGAUUGUGGACCCAGGGGCCUCUGAUCGUAUUUCUUCUAAUUGUGACGGUUGCGUAUAUUGUAAAUCUAAUUGUAAUGUUAAAAUCACAGUUGGUUCCUUGGUAUAGAUGGUGGCGAUCAGCUCGUCAAGUAAAGCUAAUUUAUUUUGACGUAAGAGAAAAAGUGCAACCUAAUCGAGAAAUUUCCCUCAGGAAAAGCCGUACAUCUACAAAUACUGAGAGGGAAAUCCGGAUAACGAAUAUUUGAUGUCCGUACGUAUUGGGUAAAAUUUUCUCCCACAAUUUUCCCAAUAGGACUAAGGUUAAUGUUGUACAAAGCCUAGUUGAUCACCGAACUUUUUUAAGGAAUUCCAUAUAUGUAUGUAUGUCAGUCGCAAGAGAUAUCAUUUCCUUUGUAAACACAUUUAUUAACAUGUAACAUAAACAAACUGAAUAAAAAAACAUUAACAGAACUGAA
Messenger RNA from Hermetia illucens (black soldier fly), 1288 nucleotides. RefSeq names its product E3 ubiquitin-protein ligase MARCHF2-like. Bases 122 to 1078 code for a protein of 318 amino acids. The record is from RefSeq and is a predicted model, not a curated record. Lineage: Eukaryota; Metazoa; Arthropoda; Insecta; Diptera; Stratiomyidae. Gene Ontology annotation, biological process: protein ubiquitination. Gene Ontology annotation, molecular function: zinc ion binding; ubiquitin-protein transferase activity. The transcript has 7 exons.